Molecule: messenger RNA, 676 nt
Organism: Drosophila pseudoobscura
Lineage: Eukaryota; Metazoa; Arthropoda; Insecta; Diptera; Drosophilidae
Exons: 2
Coding region: 32-361 (109 amino acids)
Source: RefSeq, a predicted model, not a curated record
CUCGGAUCAGUUGGAUCGGUUUACUGCCACAAUGCGGAGUCUACGGAGACUCGGAUUACUCCUCAUCGUGUACACGUUCACAGCUCUCGUCUCCCCUGGCAGUUCCAUUGUCAAUCCCCGACCAAAGCCCACGUAUCAGCCCGACUUUGUGUUUCCCUCAGUGCCCGAACACGACCGUCGACGACUGCCCAUCUGGGGGUUAAGCCUAUACGACCUUAGCACUGGAUCCAGUAACCAGAGGCUGAAACGACAAAUGCAGCCAACGAGCUCUGUUUUUGAAUUGGAAAGCACAGACAGAGCUUCAGUAGAAGCCAGCCCAAGAGCGGCCAGGGCAAAGACUACUCCCAGAAACCAUAACUAAAGAACAGCCAGCGGGCUGUGACACUCAACAUUUAAGCUGGGAAAGCCUUGGAAUGUCUUUAAAUUAGUUUACAUUAUAUGAUCAUCCCAGAUUGUGGGAAAUGCCUGCAAAUAUUUAUUUAGAAUUUUCAUUUGCUUGAUGGCAGCACAAAGAACAGAUCUCUAAACGUAAUGCCACUCGUUGGGGGCUUCUCCCUACGCUUUUCUUAAUCGCUUUUGCUCAUCGAUUUUCAACGAAGAGAGCUGCCAGGGGGCUCGUCUGCAAAGCGGAAAACACUUAAGAAUCGAUCGAUUCAUUGGUUGGCGAUGAUGAGAU